This is a messenger RNA of Aureobasidium musti, 2703 nucleotides long. Lineage: Eukaryota; Fungi; Ascomycota; Dothideomycetes; Dothideales; Saccotheciaceae. The record is from the annotation of a GenBank genome assembly.
AUGCCUCGCGUCACAAAGACAAAGGCACCAGUUGUCGCAACUCCAAGACGCGCAACUCGCAGCACUGUUCGCGCCGGCAGCGCCAGUCUCGAAGAGCCCAUCGAGGUCCCCGCGCCCAGAAGACGCAGCUCGCGCUCAAAGACGCCAGAAUCCAAGAACUCGUCGUUUGAGAAGUCGCACCUCGAGCCUCAGCUUCCCGCUCUCGCCGAGGAGGAAGAAAAACAGUCACCUCGCGUCGUUCUACCAGCACCAUCCCAGGUCGCACCCAUCGCAGACGCAUCACCUUACGUCACUCCAUCACACUACCACAUCGCUUCCACGCGCAACCCUCUAUACGUCUCGCCAUCCGCCAGCCGCAGUGCUCAACAGUCGCCUGCUGCCAGCCAGAGUUCGCCUACUGUCAGCCAGCUCGUCCACCAAUCACCUGCCGGCAGCCGCAGUGUUCAACAAUCACCUACCGUCAGCCAACUCAUUCACCAAUCACCUACCGUCAGCAAGACUGUUCAGCAGUCUGUCGAAAUCUACAUUGACGACGAUCAAGCUCAAGACGAUCACGAGACCCAGAACAGCGUCGUCGUUGAGGACGACCAAGAAGAAGAAGAAGAAGAAGCUGUCCAGGCAGCUGUCGAGUCACAGCUUGCCAACGAGACAGCCGAGGCUGGUUUGUCACACUCUCAUCCUAUCUCCCCUGCUCUGAAGACUCCCCAUCCUGCAAGCCUUGCCGGUCGCUCUUCCACCAAGAGAAGACGUUCCGCUAGAAGCGGCGGCUUUCCUCGCACUCCCACCUUCGACAACAGCACAUUGUACCACAGCCCACUGGGCGAAAUCUCUGGAAACAUCCCUGCUUGGAAAGAGUUCUUCCCUUCUUCAUUGUUUGAUUCCUCUUCACCUCAGCGCUCACCUGCUUCUCCUGCUUUUGCAUCAAUCUCGCUCAUGGAUCGCGCCAUUAAGAACGAAGAGAUCCUCCCAGAGCUGACCGAUCGUCAACGCACAGCGCUCCUUAUCGACAUGCGCAGAGAGAUUGUGCGCCUGCGCAAAGUCGAAGAGCAAUUCCUCGCUGCCUCCAAGCAGGCUCAGCCUUCUGCCAAAUCAUCACCUCAGCAACCUGCCGUUCAGCAACCAUCACCCGACAUCCCUCGCACCAUCAACCGCAUUGGUGACCUUCGUUACCACAGAAGCAUUGCGACACCUGCCAGAAAGAGACUCUUGGCACAGCGCGAGGCCGAGGCUGCUGCUGCCGCUGCCGCAGAGGCUGAGCAGGCCGCCAAGGAACAAGCUGCCAGUGAGGAACAACAAAUCACCCAGACUCCUUCGCACUCGAGCCCAUCGCCAAGCGAGCACAAGCGCAAGAGCAAGACUCCUCAGAGCAGUCCCUCCGAAGCCCAGACACCUCAGAGAUCAUCGCAAAACUCGGAAUCAGCUCAGACACCUGCCGCCGCUGCCUCUCCAGCUUGGGGCCUCACUUCUCUCUUUGGCUCUGUCAAGAGCAUCUUCACCCACCGUCCCAGCUUCUCGCCAGUCAAGCAGCUCCAAGAGCAGCCUCAAGAGCAACGCCAGGAGCAGCAACCAGAACAGUCUCAGCAAGCACAGCAGCAGCCUCAGUUCACACCUUCACCAUCCAAGAAGCAAAGACGCAUUCUCUCUUCUUCGCAGCAGAGCCCCACUCCAAAGCCCAGAACACCGGCACCACCUGCAACACCUGCCCCUGCUCCCGAGGAGGCUGAAGAUGAUGGCCUGUAUGGUCAGACACCCAGAACCACACGUCGCCGUGGUGUGCUGCCCGGUUCAAUGCCUCGCAGAAAACGCGACGCUCCCUCGAAGCCCAAAGAGACCAAUGCAGAUCUCAGAGCAUCACAACUCGAAGUGGCAGCUCAAAAGACAGUCGAGCGCGAGCGAGCUGAAGAGAAGGCCGCAAGACUCGAGCGUGAGCGUCGCGAGAUUGUGGAAGAACUGAAAAAGCGUGACGCGGCCUACAACGUCGGCGACAAGAGAAAGAUCAAUGUCAACGUCGACGAUCUCGCUGUCAUUCCCAGAAAGGCCAAGGGCGCAGGCUCAGGUACAUACGGCCUCGUGGACGAAUUCUUCGAAUACGACGAAGCUAGUGACUUUGUCGAGAUGGAUGAAGAUGAGGUUCAGCUGCGCUCAGCUUCUGAGCACCCAACCAAGAGGAUCAGACUUGAUGAGAAUGUCUUCCAGCCAAAGACACCUGCACCUCAGCCUACUGUCACCAGUCCUGUCAAGGCAGCACCACAGCCACCUGCCAUCCCUGCAACACCUACUCCCAACUAUUCGCAACUCGCCCAACAAGCAAUUGAGAAGCAACGUCUGCAGUUCUCUAAGCACCAGCCUCAGAAACCUUCGCGUCUGCGUCAAGUCCAGCGUCAAUCAAAUGGCAGCACUGUUGAUCCCUCUUCGCCACAGCAGCCCAUCACUGCUCCACAAGACACUCAAGAAGUCGGCGCACCCAUCCAAGACAUUCAGGAGGUUGCUGCUCCCAUCCAGGAAACUCAGGAAGUCGCUACCACUGCUCAAGUGCCUGAGACAGCUGUGGCAAGAGUCUUCAAAUGGCCAGAGUUGGGACCGUCCAUGGAGACACCCGAGACUUGGGCCAAGAUUGACAAGAUCUACACACCCGAGCUGAAAGCACUUGACCAUGCGUACUUCAUGAAGAAGUUCGAGGCCGCCAUGGCCAACUCACAAUAA